This is a messenger RNA of Thecamonas trahens ATCC 50062, 861 nucleotides long. RefSeq lists its product as uncharacterized. The record is from RefSeq and is a predicted model, not a curated record. The transcript has a single exon. Bases 150 to 791 code for a protein of 213 amino acids. NCBI's taxonomy places the organism in Eukaryota, Apusomonadida, Apusomonadidae.
CCGCACGUCGCGGCGUGUCCGCGCGAUCAAGGUCUCCAAAGUCAUGUCGCCGCACAUUGUCAUGACAUUGAUCUUGCAAGUCACUCGGCCUACGAACGCGCAAGAAGCGUAGCCACAACGCCGGGGCUCGAGUCGGCGACAAGUCUCACAUGCGGGUAAUUCACAGCCCCGCAAAAGAAUGGAAACACUCUGCACGCUUCCGCGGCAAAAGGGCACGGCACCCAACCCCCGCAGCCGGAGAGGACGUAUCAUAUCUCGUCUGUUCGAACUCGAGGCAAGGACGUGCAACAGGGCAGAAGCAUGACGACAACAAUGGUGGUAGUCGUGCUGGCCAUGGCAGUGGUGGCGGCGGUAGCGGCGAGCGAGACAGCGGUGGCGGAGAGCGAGACGACGGGACAUGCCGUGUGCAGCUGGAUGGACAUGGACAUCAAGACAGAGUACCUGGCCAGCUCGCUGUGGUGCUGCCAGAUCCCGCGGCCGGCGACACUGCAGACGACGAUGGAUGUGUUUCCGCACGGGGAGAGCGUCGCCGUGGCGUAUCUGACCUACGCGCAGGCAUUCGCAUGCCAGGAGGAGAACCCGGUGGACAUCCCGGACGUGGAGUUGGUCUACAACUCGACGGUCAUGGAGAGUGGCCAUCACUACGUGUACGAGACCGGGAUCACCGGCAUCAACUCGCCGUGGUCUGCCCUCCUCGGAUUCCAUUGCAUGGACAAGGCCGGCUGCCAGUUUAUCGUCCCGAACAUCACCGUCGCCAUUGCCUACUGACGGCACACCACGCGCAGCUGUAGCCAUCCUCCCAACCCGCUCCUGGUUGUCGACUGGCCAUGCGAUGUCUGUAAAAACGAGCGAGAGAUUGUG